CAUAUUGAAAAUUGAUUCACCCGUGUUGUAGUUGGUGAUAGCCGCGACUGUUUUCUCUUUCUUCUUCUCUCUUCUCUCUCUUCGGAGUUUGGAGUUUAUCUGUGUGGAGCACUUUGGUGGCUGCGAAAAUGGAGAACGUGGAUCCUUCGCGAGAUUUUGUCAAAGACGUGAAGCGCAUAGUCAUCAAGGUUGGAACUGCUGUUGUUACCCGCAAAGAUGGACGCUUGGCAGUUGGAAAAUUAGGUGCACUUUGUGAACAGAUUAAGGAACUUAACUCUCUGGGAUAUGAGGUUAUUUUGGUCUCUUCUGGUGCUGUUGGCCUUGGACGCCAAAGGCUUAAAUACAGGAAAUUAGUUAAUAGCAGCUUUGCUGACCUUGAGAAGCCACAGGUUGAGCUUGAUGGCAAGGCGUGUGCCGCAGUUGGACAAAGCAGCCUCAUGGCUAUUUAUGAUUCCUUGUUUAGUCAGCUGGAUGUCACAUCUGCUCAGCUUCUUGUUACAGACAACGAUUUUAGAGACAGAGAUUUUAGAAAGCAACUUACUGAAACGGUGAAGUCGUUGUUGGCACUUAAAGUUAUUCCUGUUUUCAACGAGAAUGAUGCUGUCAGUACUAGGAAAGCUCCAUAUGAGGAUUCUUCUGGAAUAUUUUGGGAUAAUGACAGUUUAUCAGCUUUGUUGGCCUUGGAGUUAAAAGCUGAUCUUCUUGUUUUGUUGAGUGAUGUAGAGGGUCUUUACAGUGGGCCUCCAAGUGAUCCAGAGUCAAAGCUCAUUCAUACAUACAUCAAAGAAAAACACCAAAAUGAAAUUACUUUUGGAGACAAGUCUAGGGUGGGAAGAGGUGGAAUGACAGCCAAAGUGAAGGCUUCUGUUCAUGCUGCUGAAGCUGGCAUUCCUGUGAUUAUUACCAGUGGCUAUGCGGCAGAAAAUAUCAUUAAAGUUCUCCAAGGACAACGUAUUGGAACACUCUUCCAUAAAGAUGCACAUAAGUGGGCACCAGUUAAAGAGGUGGAUGCACGGGAAAUGGCAGUUGCAGCUCGGGACUGUUCCAGACGACUUCAGGCCUUACCUUCAGAGGAGAGGAAACAAAUUAUGUUAAAUAUAGCUGAUGCCUUGGAAGCAAAUGAAAAGGAAAUCAGGACUGAAAAUGAAGCUGAUGUUGCUGCUGCACAAGAAGCAGGAUAUGAGAAAUCCUUGGUUGCUAGGCUGGUUUUAAAACCUGGGAAGAUUACAAGCCUUGCAAACAACAUGCGAACUAUUGCAAACAUGGACGAUCCAAUUGGUCGAGUGUUAAAACGAACUGAGCUUGCAGAUGGGUUAAUUUUAGAGAAGACAUCAUCUCCUAUAGGAGUUCUCUUAAUUGUUUUUGAAUCUCGCCCCGAUGCACUUGUACAGAUAGCUUCUUUGGCGAUCCGGAGUGGUAAUGGGCUUCUUUUGAAAGGAGGCAAGGAGGCUAAGCGAUCAAAUGCAAUUUUACACAAAGUAAUUACUGAGGCCAUACCUGAUACUGUUGGCGGAAAACUUAUUGGACUCGUUACAACAAGAGCAGAGAUCCCAGAGCUACUUAAGCUGGAUGACGUAAUUGAUCUGGUGAUUCCUAGAGGCAGCAACCAACUUGUUUCUCAGAUAAAGAGUUCCACUAAAAUUCCUGUUCUAGGUCAUGCUGAUGGAAUUUGUCAUGUCUAUAUUGAUAAAUCUGCUAACUUGGAGAUGGCAAGGCGGAUUGUUCUGGAUGCAAAAAUAGAUUAUCCAGCAGGCUGUAAUGCCAUGGAAACACUUCUUGUUCACAAGGACUUAGCAGAUAAAAAUUGGCUCAAUGAUAUUAUUGUUGACCUACGAACAGAAGGUGUUACAUUAUAUGGAGGACCCAAGACAAGCUCUCUGUUAAAUAUUCCACAGGCACGUUCGUUUCAUCAUGAGUACAGUUCGUUGGCCUGCACUAUUGAAAUUGUGGAUGAUGUGUAUGCAGCUAUUGACCAUAUAAAUCUUUAUGGAAGUGCGCAUACUGAUUCCAUCGUCGCGGAAGAUCAUGAAGUGGCUGAUGCUUUUCUACGCCAAGUUGACAGUGCUGCUGUUUUUCACAAUGCUAGUACAAGAUUCAGUGAUGGGGCGCGAUUUGGAUUAGGCGCAGAGGUUGGAAUAAGUACAAGCAGGAUUCAUGCUCGGGGCCCUGUAGGAGUUGAUGGCUUGUUAACAACCAGAUGGAUUCUAAAAGGGAGUGGACAAAUAGUUGAUGGUGACAAAGCAGUUAGUUACACUCAUAGAGACCUUACAGCUACUUGAUUUGUAGUUGUAACUACAAAUUCACAUCAUUCUCAAGAAGGGAUAGGAUGCUUGGAGGCGAUUGGGUUGUCCUUUAGAGUGUGGCAGAAACUGUAUAAUUCAAUAGAGGGAGGGAUAUCUGUGUUAUGUAUUGUUGCUUAUCCGUUCAUUGUGUUAUGUUGUAUACGCAUUGUUAGGAAAUUAAUGUUCUUUGUUUAGGAUUCUUUUUAUUCUUAUUAUUUUCAAGUGAAAUGAUAAUAGCUCUGUUUGUUAAUGCAAAUAAAAAAGAUGAUUUUAUUGCUCU
Molecule: messenger RNA, 2562 nt
Organism: Arachis stenosperma
Lineage: Eukaryota; Viridiplantae; Streptophyta; Magnoliopsida; Fabales; Fabaceae
Product: delta-1-pyrroline-5-carboxylate synthase
Exons: 20
Coding region: 129-2279 (716 amino acids)
Cellular component (GO): cytoplasm
Molecular function (GO): glutamate-5-semialdehyde dehydrogenase (NADP+) activity; ATP binding; glutamate 5-kinase activity
Source: RefSeq, a predicted model, not a curated record